This is a messenger RNA of Anopheles coustani, 746 nucleotides long. RefSeq names its product large ribosomal subunit protein uL30m (gene mRpL30). Gene Ontology annotation, molecular function: structural constituent of ribosome. The coding region runs from base 47 to 613 and encodes 188 amino acids. Lineage: Eukaryota; Metazoa; Arthropoda; Insecta; Diptera; Culicidae. Gene Ontology annotation, cellular component: large ribosomal subunit; mitochondrion. The record is from RefSeq and is a predicted model, not a curated record. The transcript is spliced from 3 exons. Gene Ontology annotation, biological process: translation.
AACGUGUAGUUAUGUAAAAUAAACGCAAAUAACAUAAGCCGGUAAAAUGUUUAAAGUUUUCCAAUCAUCAGCCUCGCUUGGGCAGCAUCUAAAAGGUUUGAUAACUGUACGACACUAUGGCAAACCGAACAAGAAAUUCCUGUACAAAGAUGGCAUUCUGAAGGACCAAAUUUAUUACUAUCCAAGGGACAACAACCGAGAAAUACCACCGUUGGAAGGUGAACCAUCCAAACUAUUUCGUGUCACAAGAUUGAAGCCCAUCAAAGGACUACCAUUCUGGGAGAAGCGGAUACUGCGAGGAUUGGGAUUGUUUGAGCACAAUGCCGUGGCGGUGGUGAAAAAUAUUCCCGAAAAUAAUGCUCGCCUAUGGAAGGUGAAGCACCUGGUGGAAAUACAGCCCAUCACGUUCAAGUACGGCGAACCGACGGAGGCCGACGUUGAGCGGACGUUUCUGAAGGAAGAUGGGGAAUGUGUAGUCGUUCGAAAGCUAGAAGCGGUUGAAAUUACCAAUACGAAACUCGAGGCGGCCGAAGAGAUCCGUAAUGCCAAGAAGCGUAUGGACGGAGAGACGUUACGGAAGGAUUCUAGGUUAAAGUGGCUCAAUGCGUGGUAAUCGAAAAUUUGUUCGAUAUGUGUAAGGGGAGAAGGAGGGUAGUUUAAAACAUAAGAGAAUAUAAAGGUAAAUCUCUAAACAAAAUUAAUGAAAUCAGUUUCGGAAACAGAAAGAAAGACGGCACAGUUAACAC